This is a messenger RNA of Labrus mixtus (cuckoo wrasse), 2498 nucleotides long. It is a transcript of the gene lctlb, whose product is annotated as lactase-like b. Lineage: Eukaryota; Metazoa; Chordata; Actinopteri; Labriformes; Labridae. Gene Ontology annotation, molecular function: beta-glucosidase activity. The transcript has 15 exons. The coding region runs from base 216 to 1973 and encodes 585 amino acids. Gene Ontology annotation, biological process: carbohydrate metabolic process. The record is from RefSeq and is a predicted model, not a curated record.
GGAGGGUGGUGCUACAGGGAUUGUACAAUAGUGAGCGCCCCAAUAGAUAGAUACAGCUUUCUACACGGUCUGCUGUUCCAAGAGAGCUGCCAUUCACCCGGGGAAUAGGGCUUCGCACACACCUGCUGCAAAUGAAUGCUCCAUAAGUUAAAAAGACAUCAGUGAGAGACUGGAGCAGAACCGGACAGUGACUGUGCUGCAGGCUCAGGAGUACCAUGCUGCCCCGCUGUGCACUUAGUGUGUGUCAUGUGCUUAUGUUGGUGCUGUGUCUGUCUUCGGCUGAGGACUUCGACUGGACAAAGAACGACCACGGCUCCUUCUAUUAUGGCACUUUUCCAGCUGGAUUUUCGUGGGGUGCCGGCAGUUCAGCCUAUCAAACAGAAGGAGCCUGGGACAAAGAUGGAAAAGGACUGAGCAUCUGGGACGUGUUCAGUCAUAAGAAAGGCAAAAUCCAACAAAAUGACACUGGGGAUUCAUCCUGUGAGGGCUACCACAAAGUCAGGGAUGAUGUUUCUUUGAUGAAGGAGCUGAAGCUCAACCACUAUCGCUUCUCCAUAUCCUGGCCAAGACUCAUCCCCACUGGCAUCAAGUCUGACCAUAUAAAUGAAAAGGGAAUACAGUACUAUGAUGAACUUAUCGACCAGCUGCUGGAAAACAAGAUCACUCCCAUUGUCACUCUGUAUCAUUGGGAUCUUCCACAGGUCCUUCAAGAGAAGUAUGGUGGAUGGCAGAAUAUAAGCAUGGUUAAUCAUUUUAAUGAAUUUGCCAACCUUUGCUUUGAAAGAUUUGGCAGUAGAAUCAAAUACUGGAUCACUUUCAACAACCCAUGGUCCAUAGCUGUUGAAGGCUAUGAGACAGGGGAGCAUGCUCCUGGACUGAGAUUAAAAGGAACAGGGGCGUAUAAAGCUGCCCAUCACAUAAUCAAGGCACAUGCUAGAGUUUGGCACACUUACGAUACCCAAUGGAGGGCAAAACAAAAAGGUCUGGUUGGGAUCUCUCUGUCUGGAGACUGGGGAGAGCCGGUGGAUCUCAGCAACCAGAAAGACAUAGAAGCAGCUGAGAGAUAUGUUCAGUUCUACCUAGGCUGGUUUGCUACACCUAUAUUUCAUGGAGACUACCCUCAGGUGAUGAAAGACUUCAUUGGAAGGAAAAGUGUCCAACAGGGCCUGGGCACAUCUCGCCUGCCAACAUUUUCACCCCAAGAAAAGAGCUACAUCAAAGGCACCUGCGACUUCCUCGGGAUCGGUCAUUUCACCACCCGCUACAUCACCCAAAAGAACAACCCGUCAGGUCGCAGCAGCAGCAGCUACUUCACGGACCGCGACCUGGCUGAGCUGGUUGACCCACGAUGGCCUGACCCGGGGUCUGAGUGGCUCUACUCUGUGCCAUGGGGUUUCAGACGUCUACUCAAUUUUGUCAAGACUCAGUAUGGAAACCCGAUGGUUUAUGUGACCGAGAAUGGAGUCUCUGAGAAGAUGCAGUGCACUGAGUUGUGUGAUGACUGGAGGAUACAGUAUUUUAAGGACUACAUCAAUGAGAUGCUGAAAGCUAUUAAGGAUGGAGUCAAUGUGAAGGGCUACACUGCCUGGUCCCUGCUGGACAAGUUUGAGUGGGAUGAAGGUUACUCUGAGAGGUUUGGCCUGUACUACGUGGACUUCAGGAACAAAAACAAGCCUCGUUAUCCAAAAGCUUCUGUCCAGUUUUACAAACGCGUCAUCAGCUCCAAUGGCUUUCCCAACCAAAGAGAGGUUGAGAACUGGAGGAGGAAGGCUGUUGAGACCUGUUCUUCCAGCAACCAGCUCCUCGCUGCAGAGGAACAGCGGAGUACUGCUGCCAAUAUUCUAAGACUUAUACAUGACCCUCUGACCAGCCACAUGGAGAUGGUUACUGAGAUUGUUGUUCCCACUGUGUGCACACUCUCCAUUCUGCUAAGCGCCAUCUUCCUCAUGUUCCUGCUGCGAAGGCGGAACUAAAAAAGGAGCUCUCACAGUGUGCAUGUUUACAAACACAAACAUUACCACACUCAUAAUGUAAAUACAUUAUUACUUUAAUUGAGCAUGUGUGACUAUAAGUACAUUAUUUGAACUGAAUUACAAGAGAAUCUGUGACUUUCUCAUUUUGGUGUGCAUACAAUUUGUGCUGUAACAAAUUAAAAAGACCUACUGUAUGACAAUGAAUUUAAUAACAGACGGUAAAACUGUGUGGGCAGCCCCGCAACAUUCUGGAUUUUCUUAUUGAAUUAUUGCUGAAGUUCUGUAACUAUGACAACAAAGAUUAGAUUGAGAGUGUCAAAGACGAUACAGUACAUAAAUAAAACAAGUUGGUCACUUUAAAUAUUUGACAAAACUACAGAGGAUGAACAAGAAACCAGUUAGUGGUCCUUGUAAACUUUCUGAUGCAGAAUAAGACUAUAUAGCUUCUUCUUGUGGCAUUGAUACAAUUUGGAAUACUAAUGAGAAUAUCUAAAAAUGCCAAAUAAACACCUCCUUUGUUGUUAA